This is a messenger RNA of Sungouiella intermedia, 1674 nucleotides long. The record is from the annotation of a GenBank genome assembly. NCBI's taxonomy places the organism in Eukaryota, Fungi, Ascomycota, Pichiomycetes, Serinales, Metschnikowiaceae.
AUGACUCUGAUAACCACUCCAGAUGCAGAGGCAGACGUCACUCUUCUAUUAACCGCCCUUGAGAAGUAUCUCAGCGAUCAUUUCCUGCUGUUUGGGUCCAUUUCAUCAAAAGCAAGGUAUCUAGAAGCAGCUAACCACCUCCCGGAUCACAUUUGCGAGGUUUUGGUCAUGCUCCUAAAGUUGGAUGUGAACUCCCACCAAUAUGCCUGGCUCCAAAGCACAUUGGCCUUAGUCGAAGUCUCGGUAAGUAUUUGUGAUGCUCAUAGUCAGUUCGGGACUCUGGCCGACCCUCAGGUGGCUCGUGCAACCGAUGCUCUCAGAGCUCGCCUAGUGGAUGUCUUUGGAGCUACAAAUAAGUUCUUGACUUCGUGGAACUUAUCAAUAUUAUCGGCAAAUUCUACCGUGGCGAAACAAUCAUCGCUGGCAUACCUCAAUUUAAUAAGCAAAAUGAGUGACGUGCUUGUUUCUAGCCAAUAUCAUUUGGGUGGUCAACGAGACGUCAAUAUUUUAUCUGAGACAUUGAUGAGGCUGUCCAAGUUCAUUGAUAAUGACUUAUCCAUGUUCACGACACUUGUAUGCAUUGGUAAGGCUGCCUUUUUCGCAGGACAACCUGAGGCUGUAAUACCAUUAGCCUUUUCCGAAGAAGCUAUUGUCACUGAAGCUACAGCCACAGAUAUCUUGGAUCAGGAUCCAAAUUUAGCUGAUGUGAUGGACUUCUACCGCUACUAUGGCUACUGCUUUGUCACUCUCUCGGUAUUGGGUGACAAAAUCAUGCAGACGUACACAGAUCUAGCCGAUGUGUUCUUGAGGGUUCUUCUUAAUCUUCCAAACGUCGAAAUGGCAUUCCUGAGACACGUCGUACUGGCAUUUACAACUGAGGAUCGUGAGGAGCUUUCGUUUUUCUUUCUUUUGAAUACGCAGCUCCGCUUAACAUCGUUGGAACAAUACUUGCGACCUGACAGCAAGGUAAGGGAGGAAUUGAUGUAUUUCACCUCGGCACUCAACGCACGUAUCUCCAAAGAUUUGGCACACCAGGCGUCACCAUCUCAGUCUUAUUCCAGCAGUGCUAUUUCUAUUCCCAACCUCGAACACCGGAUAGGCAAUCAGGCAACAACUCACAAUGCCAGAACGCUUAGCUGUAUUCUUUCAGAUGGAACAUACAAAGAGAAAGUUAAUUUGGUAGUGCAAUUCUUCAAAAGUAGUGGAGUCCCCCAGCUUCAGCUGCUAAAUGGAGUCAAACAUGCCGGGUGCUUGAUUGACUUCUUAAAGUUGUUCAAUCUUAAGGGAGCACCACUAUUUUCAGAAAUCGCUUUGAAAGUAAACAAUGAAGCUCUCUUACAUUACAUCAGCAAUAUUGACGGCGAGAAAUAUCCUGGAAAGUUGCUCUAUGUUGAGGCAGUGGACAAGAUUGUUAAAUUAUUGAUGUUACUUUCUGUAUUGCACUUGAGUGAUACGACAGGAUUGUCCAGUGAUCCAGAUGCUCUAAUUGCGAAGCUUGUCAAUACGGGCCAUACUUUUCAGGAGUUAGCUGAAGUAAAGGAGUUGGUCUUUGUGGAUGGUAACAAGUUUGGACGUAAACAUUUUUUGAUGCUGGAAGAUGAAAGAAUUGCAAAGCAAUUUGCAAUUCUACAACGCACUAAUGAACUCGAAAUCUGCGUUCAAAAGUUGAUGUGA